AUGGAGCAGAUGCAGCACGACAGUAUCCAGCGAAUGCACGAAAUACUCGAUGAGCGUCUCCACCAGCAUUCGAAGGAUCACAAGGAGCACCUUGUGGACAAUCUGGAAGUGCUACAUGCUGCAGUCAAGUCGGGAGCCCAACAGGUGACACUGGAUGGUGCUCAGCUGAAGCAGAUCAAGGACAUGCUGAGCCAAGAGUCCAGUAAUACCCGCAAGGCUGUGGUCUUACACAAGGACCUCCUGGAUGAUGUGGCGAAGCAGCAGAAAGUCCUGGAAACCCUCCAGGAUGGAAGCCUGGCACAGGUUCGAGAAGUACUGCAGGACCAACAAGCUGGGACUCGACAGAUCUGCGACCGAGCUACCGAGCUGUCGGAUAAACGGAUAGCUUUGGACAGACUGGUGGACGCCCUGGCAGGAAGUCUUCAGAAAAUAUCGAACGAAAGUCAUGUCGGCUUUACCCGGGCAGAGCAAGAAGCGGAGAAAAACCACAACAUGUGGGUGUCCGAGAAUGGCAGCGUCAAAAGCUACCUCAACAGGGCGGUUCCCCUUAUCAGGGGAUCCAAGGAGAACAAAGACAAGAUCGCUCAAGGCAUGACGGAGCUGGCUGAGGAGUGCGAUGGGAUCAGGCGCAGGAUCGAUGACUUGCUGAUUGAUCGAAUCAUGCGCCACCUGGGAAGCACUGAGCAUGUCGUCGGCGAGAUCCGUGAAAGUCUUGACCAAGUAUGGAGCUGGCUGACGGACAUAUGCAGGAAUGUCCAAGAUGUCACGAGCCGUGUUCGGGAGUUAGAUGAACGCCUGAUGGAGAGGCUUCCGAAGCUUCCGGCGCGCAAGCCACCCAACCAGUCUGGAGGGACGAGCACUGGCACAAACACUGAGAGAGAGCACCAACCGCUGCAGACCAUCAGGCUUCAGGAAGCGGUGCCAGCCUCGUCGUCCCGUCCGAUCUUCGUGAGUACGGCCCAGCCGUUCAUUGUGGCGCCGCCACCAGGCCAAGGCGCCCCUUUAAUCCUCACGCAGGCACAGCAAGAUGCACUGCAGAGGCAUGGACACUAUGUGUUCAGAGGAUGA
Symbiodinium sp. CCMP2592 is the source of this 1068-nucleotide messenger RNA. Lineage: Eukaryota; Dinophyceae; Suessiales; Symbiodiniaceae. The record is from the annotation of a GenBank genome assembly.